Molecule: messenger RNA, 3824 nt
Organism: Pisolithus orientalis
Lineage: Eukaryota; Fungi; Basidiomycota; Agaricomycetes; Boletales; Pisolithaceae
Product: TPR-like protein
Exons: 8
Coding region: 111-3551 (1146 amino acids)
Biological process (GO): regulation of gene expression
Molecular function (GO): protein binding; chromatin DNA binding; RNA polymerase II cis-regulatory region sequence-specific DNA binding
Source: RefSeq, a predicted model, not a curated record
CAACAAGGGUCGCUGAUGUCCUUGUUUCUCUGACUCCGCAGUAUAUAUAUCUCCAUCCGAGAACGCUUGUCAGCUUUCUCUCCCCCCUCUCCUCGCCGUCCCCACCAAUCAUGUCCCACAGACGACAGCCUGAUAGGGACGUCGUCCACCCCCAUCCUCACGCCCUCGUCACCCACCCGCCGCUGCCCCCCCCGCCCCACCUCAAUGGUAACUCCACCGUUCCUCCCUCGACGCCAGGCAGCAUCUCAAAUGGCUCCAACCACACCAACACAGCAUCGGCCCAACUGGUCUCGCCAACCGUUGUUCCCUCCACUGCCCCCCCUCCCAACGGGGUCCCGACCAGCACCAUCCACAAGUUGGCCCUCGCCAACGAGCAGACCUGGUUACUAAUCGGGCGCGUCGCUGAGCAAAUGGGCGAUCUGGAACAUGCCAUCACCGCAUACGAAAAUGCUCUGCGGCAUAACCCGCUCUCCCUUUCUGGCCUAACCCAGGUGGCGGGAAUAGCUCGAAUCAAGGAGAAUUAUCCGAAGGCAAUUGAGUAUUUCCAGCGGGUGCUUCAAUUACAGGAAGACAACGGCGAAGUAUGGAGUGCAUUGGGUCAUUGCUACCUCAUGCAGGAUGACCUCCAGAAGGCCUACUCCGCAUACCAACAAGCUCUUUAUCUGCUUCCAAAUCCCAAGGAGGAUCCAAAACUAUGGUAUGGAAUAGGCAUUCUGUACGACCGCUACGGUUCUUUGGAUCAUGCCGAAGAAGCCUUUGCUUCUGUUCUCAAAAUGGACAAAGAACUAGACUUCGACAAGGCAAACGAAAUCUUGUUCCGCCUCGGCAUCAUUUACAAGCAACAGGGCAAAUACGACGAUUCCCUUGGCUGCUUUGACCGCAUCCUUCGCAAUCCUCCCAGUCCUCUCGCCCAUGCCGACAUCUGGUUCCAAAUUGGCCACGUUUACGAGCAACAAAAUGAGUAUGCCCGUGCAAAGGAUGCUUACGAGCGUGUAGUUGCUGAUAACCCUGUCCAUGCAAAGGUUCUCCAGCAGCUCGGCUGGCUCUACCAUCAGGAAGGAUCCUCUUUUCAGAACCAGGAACUCGCUAUCCAAUUCCUGACCAAGAGUCUCGAAGCAGACUCUUCGGACGCCCAGAGCUGGUAUCUCCUCGGGCGAGCGUAUAUGGCAGGUCAGAAGUACAACAAGGCAUACGAAGCUUAUCAGCAGGCUGUCUACCGGGACGGCAGGAACCCUACCUUCUGGUGCUCGAUUGGCGUCCUUUACUUCCAGAUCAACCAGUUCCGCGAUGCGCUCGACGCAUACUCGCGCGCUAUCCGAAUCAACCCGUACAUCUCUGAGGUGUGGUUCGACCUAGGAAGCCUGUACGAAAGCUGCAACAACCAGAUCUCUGACGCCAUCGAUGCGUAUGCUCGUGCCGCCGAGCUCGACCCAGGCAAUGUUGUUAUCUCUCAGCGACUGCAGUUACUUAAGAAUGCCCAAGCAACCGGUGGUCAACUUCCCGCUGCCCCUGGUCCGCAGGACGUCCACCCGAAUGCCUAUGCUAACCAGUCUACACUUCCGCCAGGUCUGAGUGGCCCUCCGCUCCUUCUUCAGUCGACUUCCACCCGCCCCCUACUUAGGUCCGACUCUAGAGGUCCGGGAAAUAACGAUAACCUCCAUUUGCCCCCGCCUCCUGUGCCUGUUAGCCGCGCCUCUCCUCCAUUUAGGGGUCCUCCCCCUCCCGUCUCCAUCGACGAAUCACGGCAUCCCCCCUCUCAUACCCCGCUUGCCCCCAUGGAUGUCGAUCGCCCCCAUCACCGCGACUUCUCUGGCCCUUCCCGGGAUAGUGUUGCUCGUGGCCCCACUGGUCACCCAUGUCUCUUGCUGCACCACCCCGUCCCGCAACAGCAGCUCCCGACAGAAGAGCUGCGAUCUUCCACCAACCAGGAUCUGGCACAGCACUCGGAGUACUUCAACCGCCCACUACGUGUCCCUUCGGGAUCCGCCUCACCUGCUCCCCAUCCUGCUCGCCCGCGCUCUCCUGUCUCCACCUUCCCGGCUUACCCUCCUCCGAGUCGCCAGCCAAUCGGGCCGGCUCAGCCGAGCAUUCCGGCUUCCCAGCGUACGCCGCCUUCGUAUCCGCGCGAGCUACGUGCAGCAGAUCGCGAUAUGGCCUGGGAUCGCCGCGGUCCUCACCCGGAGCACCAUCGUGACUGGGAGGAUCGCGACCACCGCGGACGUUCUGAAUAUCCGACUCACCCUUCACAGCAACCUUACUACGCCUCCCGCUCUCCAGGACCUCGCCGCGCCCUGAGUCCCAUGGAGACGUCGCCUCGCUCUGCCCAUCACUCGCGGCCUCAUUGGGACUCGAAGCCCCCCGGUGGCCCGUCCCAUCAACCUUUGGGUCCUCCCGAAAGCGGGCACUGGCGCUACGAUCCCGCAAGAUUCGACGCGCGCGAACGUCCGGUGGAGCGAGAUGUGGAGUCGAGAAGGCACUCGAGUUCGGUUGUCAACUCACCAGAGGCCGUGCCUCGCGUUCCGCUACAUACAAAUGUUCGCAUGUCUGUGUCUCCAGAGCCAUCAUCAGCCGACUCGAAGAACAGGAGGAAGCAGCCGCAACCGACGAAGGACAAGGAUUCGGACACGCAAAGUAUCGGUGGAUCGAUCCCUAGUGAUGCCCCGAAGAGGAAGAAGCGUCAACGUCGGGCCAAGGAUGACUCUGGCUUACCCGCUAAUCUACCUGCGUCAUUCAAGGUUCCUUCCUUCUCAGCGAAGGAUGGGCAGGACACGGCAAGUUCGAGCGGUUCUGGAAAUCGUUCACUACAGCCGUCUCCGACUGGUGCCACCCCACGCCUGCCGUCCCGAGUGGUAGAUGAGGAUUAUGAUGAGGGUGUCGCUGAUGCGUUAGUUAACUUGUCCCAGACCCGUCCUGCCGAGCAGUCGGCUUCUGCGCAUGACAACUACAAUGCGACGAUGCACUCGCCGACGCUGUCUAAUGCAAGUCGCCACACCGCCAAUUCGCCACGCGAUGCCGCCCCUCAUCGUCGAUCUACGUCGUCCUCCAACGGUCCUUCACCUGCUUCGUCCGGAGCGUCGUCCCUCAAGCGCCCGCUCAGUCCCCCGACGGAGGAAACCGACAGUAAGCGCACUCGAGUCGAGAGUGUGAAGCGAGGUAGCGGUUCGUCUUCUGGACGACACACCCCUGUUCCAUCUCGCUCGUCUCCCUCCUUCCGCAUGCCGCCUGCAUCACACUCACCCGAUUCUCAUCCGCACAACGAGACUGCGCUCUCUACGUUCCCGAGUCCUCCCAAGAUCGCGGUACCUUUCCCUCCCCACCCGCGACCUAUUGGGGCGGCGGUGAUGGCCCUGCCACCCAUUGCUACGCUCUCAUCUUCAUCGACGCCCUCGCCAACGGAUGACAGGAUGGCGGUUGAUCGUCGCUCCAUCACGCCUCCAUCGAGAGGCAAGCUGUCGGAAGUGAUGAACCCUGCUGUUGAUUCGCCUGGUGCUCGACCCGUUGCAUCUUCACCCCGCGCCCAUGAGAAGAAAGAUUCACCGUCCUCCGCUUGAGCAUGAUAAUAUGUCAUUAUAACCUCCUUUGGCUUCGUUCGAUAUCUAACGUGUUCACGACUUUGCUCAUGUCCCAAAAGUGUUUUAUUCUACAGCUUGGCUUUCUAUCUAUCGGCAUAAGAACGCACUGCAUGUAUAUGUAUCUCCAUUCAUAAGAAUUAUAGAUAUCCGCACAUUGUUCUUCCUUGUUCCAUCAUAGUUCGUUUUAUUCAUUUGUUAGGAUGACUGCACACGGUCCGGAUGCUGCGUGUGUGUUCCCACGCUUGCCAACGA